Phaedon cochleariae (mustard beetle) is the source of this 1282-nucleotide messenger RNA. The record is from the annotation of a GenBank genome assembly. Lineage: Eukaryota; Metazoa; Arthropoda; Insecta; Coleoptera; Chrysomelidae.
GGACUGGACUAGAAACUUUUUAGAUGAAAAGGAUACACAGAUUUUGAGCUAUAGAACAUUUUUUAUAGCGUGAAAAUGGCGAAUGGACCAAUUGCAGAAAGAAAUAGAGAUGCAACUAUUUACGUUGGAGGUUUAGACGACAAGGUCUCAGAAUCUUUACUAUGGGAACUUUUCGUACAAGCUGGACCUCUAGUCAAUGUCCAUAUGCCAAAGGAUCGUGUCACAAUGAUGCACCAGGGCUAUGGAUUUGUAGAAUUCAUGGGGGAAGAAGAUGCUGAUUAUGCCAUAAAGAUAAUGAACAUGAUAAAGUUGUAUGGCAAGCCUAUCAGAGUCAACAAGGCCUCAGCCCAUCAAAAGAAUCUUGAUGUAGGUGCUAACAUAUUCAUAGGGAAUCUUGAUCCUGAAGUAGAUGAAAAGCUGUUGUAUGAUACAUUCUCAGCUUUUGGAGUGAUACUGCAAACACCCAAGAUAAUGAGAGAUCCAGAGACUGGCAACUCCAAGGGCUUUGCCUUCAUCAACUUUGCCAGCUUUGAGGCUUCAGAUGCUUCCAUAGAAGCCAUGAACGGCCAGUACCUGUGCAACAGACCAAUCUCAGUCUCCUACGCCUUCAAGAAAGACUCCAAAGGAGAGAGGCACGGCUCGGCAGCAGAGCGCCUCCUGGCGGCACAGAACCCGCUCUCUCAAGCCGACCGCCCCCACCAGCUCUUCGCCGAUGCCCCGCCCGUCGGCAUGAUGCCCAUGCCGCCCCCGCCCGUUCUCAUCUCGGGCAUGAUGCCGCCGCCCACGCCCGCGAACCUGCAUCCGCCGCCCCCACCACCGCCGGUGCCGCCGCCGGGCGCUUUUCCCUCCGGCAUUCCGCCGCCGCCGCUGCCGCCCUCGCAGCCUCCGCUGCCGCCUGGCGCGCCGCCUCCGCCUCCGAUUGUGGCGGGAGGAACCGCGGGCGGUGCGCAUCCGCCGCUGCCGCCCCUGGCGCCACCCACUGCAGCUGCGGGCGGCGCCCCCCGCAUAAUGCCGCCCCCGUGGCCGGGCGGCAUGCCGCCUCCCCCUCCCGCCCCGCCAGGCUCGGCGACCGCCGGCCCGUUUGCCGGCAUGUUCCCGCCGCCUCCGCCUCCCGGAGGCAGGCCGCCGCCGCCCAACUGGCGACCGCCUCCGCCGCCGCCGAACUUCGCGGGCGCGAGACCCUCCUUCGCGCCCAGGGGGCCGCCUCCGCCGCCUCCCAUGUGAAGGGGUGGGACUCGAGGAGUUUUGUAAUUGUGACGUUAAUAAAGUUUUCCAAAGCCUG